Messenger RNA from Cicer arietinum (chickpea), 489 nucleotides. Lineage: Eukaryota; Viridiplantae; Streptophyta; Magnoliopsida; Fabales; Fabaceae. The record is from RefSeq and is a predicted model, not a curated record.
AUGGCUCGAAACAAACAAUCAGCGCGCAAAAAUGCCUCUCCCUGCACACCAUCCUCUUCAUCUUCUUCAUACAAAUCUGUAGAGCGUUCACCCUCUCCACCACCUCGACCAACACCACCACACACCUCCUCUGCCUCUCCUCCUUCUAACACCAGUCAAGAAAUCAUCAAACUCAUUCCUCUGUCUACUUUUCUUCCACCAUUGUAUACUCGCCCCACACCAAACAUUGCUCAAGUGCCUCCACAUUUACGCACUCAAACUACUCCUCUACGACGCUCCAUGCGAGUUCAAUCUGGAAUUGGAACUUCAAAAUCAUUGAACCCUAAACCCCAUUACUUCAUCAUCUCAGAUUCUGAAAGUGAUGAUUCCUCUAAUUCAUACCCCUCAUUAGCAAAACCACCAACACAACCAGAGCCAUCAACAAACACACCAAUAAAAAAUACACCAUUAGCAACAACACCACCACCACAACAUCCAUCAUCAACUUAA